AUGAACAUGAUGGCGACCAACCCGCCUCGUAUACUCAUUAUCGGCGCCGGGUCUCGCGGUCGAGCUUAUGCUCGCGCCAUUCAAUUCUCAACCGACGGCAUCGUUACCGCAGUAGCGGAGCCUAACGAGUAUAAGAGAAGGCAAUUUGGCCAAACCUUUAUUUGGGCAUCACAGGCUGGGCCGUCCGAUGGUGCCCAGUUCGACGAUUGGCGUGCCUUUGUUGCAUACGAGAAGGACCGGCGAGCCCGGAUUUUGGCCGGCGAGAAGGAUGUCCCUCCUGGCGUCGAUGCCACCUUUGUGUGUGUUCUGGACGAGAUGCACAGGGAAGUCGUUCUUGCCCUUACCAAGCUCGGGGGUCUGCACAUCAUGUGCGAGAAGCCACUGGCCACGACUCUGCGUGAAUGCGUCGACAUGUACGAGGCACUACGCACCAACACGAACGCGAAUAGGGAGCAGAUGGUCUUUUCCAUAGGCCAUGUUCUUCGAUACAGCCCCCAUAACAUGCUGCUCCACAAGCUACUCCUCCAAGAUCGGGUCAUUGGUGAUGUGCUGUCCGUUGUGCAUACUGAGCCCGUCGGUUGGUGGCAUUUCACCCACAGCUACGUCCGUGGUAACUGGCGUCGAGAGAGCACCUCAGCGCCGAGCCUGCUGACGAAAAGCUGUCACGACAUCGACGUUUUGCUGUGGCUUCUCUGCUCGCCCCCCUCUUAUAGUGCUCAGCAUGGCCAAACUCCCCAUUUACCAUCCACCAUCAGCAGUACGGGCUCGCUGCAGUACUUCAAAAGGAGCCGCAAACCGACCGCCGCAGGAACGGCCACCAACUGUCUAUCCUGCCCUAUCGAGUCGUCGUGCAAAUACUCGGCGAAGCGCAUAUACCUUACCCAGGACGAGUUUGGCUUGGACUCGCACAAUACCGAGUGGCCUGUCAACGUCGUUGUCCCCGAUAUCGAAAGCUACCCUGACAAGGACAUGGCAAGGGAGACGCUGCUUCGCGAACUGGGCAAGGAUUACGACGCUACUACCCCCGCCGUGGAAAUUGAACAGAGGAACUGGUUUGGGCGAUGUGUUUAUGAGAGUGACAACGAUGUGUGCGAUGAACAGGUUGUCACCAUUACGUGGGAUGACGAUCCCAUUCCCAGUCUUCCGAGCUUCUCGCGGGAGUCAACUCGGAAAGACGUAUUGCUUUCGGACCCCGCACGUGGUCGUGGCUCAAAGACGGCAUCUUUCCAUAUGGUUGCUCAGACGAAUAAGAUCUGUCAGAGAUACACGAACCUGUACGGUGUUGACGGCGAGAUCUUUGCGGACUCGUCCACCAUCACGAUCCACGACUUUCGCACCGGGGAAACAACCACCCAUCACCCUCGAAAUGAGGACCGCGGUCACGGAGGUGGGGACCUGGGACUGGCGCGCCAGUUCGUUCUGGCUGUUGACAAAGUCAAGAACCAUGGAUGGACUACCGACAGGGCACAGAUGGAACUGGUCGGUUGUACUCUAGAAGAAGUGAUGCGCAGUCAUGCCAUGGUCUUCUGUGCGGAAGAGGCAAGGAAGAACAAAAAGGUAGUCGAUUGGGGCGAGUGGUGGGCAGAGCAUGUGGAAGGUAAGUUGAAGCAUGAUACAAGCUAG
Molecule: messenger RNA, 1623 nt
Organism: Sordaria macrospora k-hell
Lineage: Eukaryota; Fungi; Ascomycota; Sordariomycetes; Sordariales; Sordariaceae
Molecular function (GO): nucleotide binding
Source: RefSeq, a predicted model, not a curated record